Pezoporus flaviventris is the source of this 1052-nucleotide messenger RNA. It is a transcript of the gene DUSP19, whose product is annotated as dual specificity phosphatase 19. The transcript has 4 exons. The coding region runs from base 93 to 740 and encodes 215 amino acids. Gene Ontology annotation, cellular component: cytoplasm. Gene Ontology annotation, biological process: regulation of MAP kinase activity; protein dephosphorylation. The record is from RefSeq and is a predicted model, not a curated record. Gene Ontology annotation, molecular function: JUN kinase phosphatase activity. NCBI's taxonomy places the organism in Eukaryota, Metazoa, Chordata, Aves, Psittaciformes, Psittacidae.
GCGGCUCGCCUGGCAGGGGGGCUGGAGGCUGGUUCUGCUCGGCCUAUGCGGUAACGUGCGGUCAGUCGCGGGUGACCGGCUGUGUCUGGGCUAUGCACUCCCUUGCCCAGGAAAUCCGCAGCUUCUCCAGAGACAACCUGCGUAAGCAACGCACCCGCGUAACGACGCUAACCGGCAGGAGGAUCAUCGAGACGUGGCGUGGAGCCUGCUUACACGUGGAGGAGGAGGAGGCGGCGGCGGCGCCCGGCGGUAGCGGCUAUGUGCAGGACCUCAGCGCCGACCUGCAGGUCGGCGUCGUAAAGCCCUGGCUGCUGCUGGGGUCGCAGGAUGCUGCUCACGACCUGGAGACGAUGAAAAAGCAUAAGGUUACUCAUGUUCUAAAUGUGGCAUAUGGAGUGCAAAAUGCCUUCCUUGAUGACUUUAUAUACAAGACCAUUUCUAUUCUGGACCUCCCAGAAACUGAUAUUAUCUCUUAUUUCCCAGAGUGUUUUGAGUUUAUUGAGAAAGCCAAGAUACAGGAUGGUGUGGUGCUGGUCCACUGUAAUGCAGGAGUCUCCCGUGCAGCAGCAGUAGUCAUUGGUUUCCUAAUGAAUUCAGAAAGACUGAGUUUUGCUAGAGCCUUUUCCUUGGUGAAAAGUGCAAGACCUGUGGCUUGUCCAAAUCCCGGCUUCAUGGAGCAGCUACACAAGUACCAGGAACAGAAUAUAAAGGCAAAUGGAAGCAUAAAUGAUCACAACUGAUCAAAAGGGAGAAGCAAAACAAUCUGCUUUGACUAUACAGUAACAUAUGUUGGAUGUACUUUAAUAUGUCAUUUUGCAGUUCACUUUCACAUAUGGAUUUUAAAGUCUUUACAUACUUAGGUUUUUUUCUUACCCCGCUUUGACCCCUUUUUUUUCACCAUGUAGUCUGAAGGCCAAAUGGUAUUCCACUGACUUCAGAGGUGAUUUUGGGCAAGAACAAGCUCUGCAUUGAGUACUAAUAAAAAGACAAAGUUCAAUUUUCCUUGAAAUAUUAGAAAAAAAACAACCCAGAAUUAUGGUUUUGGUUGUUUU